UCAUGCGUUUUUCCUACAUUCUCCUUGCCUGUUAGUACUCGUUCUAUUUCAUUCCUUAUCCUCCAUCACUCGUCUUCGUCGCCUUCACAUACCACCUUUCUCGACCGGGUUUGCUAUGAACACAGAGCAAGACGCAAUGGAUCCCAGCAUGGUCGCCAAAGGAUCAACGAAGCCACAAACUCCACAGCAAGCAAAAUGCUGCGGAAAAUUAUUCACGUCUGCCUCUGCUGUCAUCGAACAUUGCCUCAGUGUAGAGCAUUCUCCUGUCCCCAAGGUGAAGGAUGAAACGACCGCGGAUAACCUCCCUCACCGUCCUCCCAGACAAGGACGUUCGGAACGACGUGCUAAGAAAAGGAGAAGACGAGCUGCCAGGAAGCAGAAGAAGAGUAAAGUGAAUUUGAAGUCAAACUUUGAACAUGUUACUCCCAAGAUUGGAACAGAAGCUGAGAUCGGGAGCAAGCAACUCAAUCCAUGCUCCAACAAUACCAUCUUGGCCGACACUCGGGGUAGCACAAAUGCCCGUGCCGUAUCGCCCCCAAAGCAGACUGCCAAAGGGGAAGUCAAGGUCUCCAGGAUAGCUCCAGUAGGAGAGACUGCUUGGAGUGUUUGCGGAGUCUGGCUUCCGAGACUCGCCCUCGAAGCGCAUAUACUUGCAACGACCUGCCAUACCAAGGCCCAAAAGCACGCUCAUUUUGCCGCGAAGCAAAUGAGGCUAGAACGCGCCAAAGUCUAGAUACCCAAAUUGGCUGACUGGGAAAUUCGUCGUGCACAUGCGCUCAAAACUACCGACAAGCAUUGAUACCAAAGACACAGAUGUUCCAAGUGCCGGGGUAUAACUCGAACAAGGUUGAUAUAUUCAUCACUGGGAUAAAGAAUAUGCGUAUCUGGGCUUCUGGGACAGCCGUCGAAAGGAAUCAUUGGUGGAAGCGGGAAUGCCCCCGAUGAUAUCUUAGUCUGCAUCACGCCCUUAAAUCACUGCAGCCAUAACUUAUUACUUGCGGGGACCUCAAUGGUUAAGAUAUCUGAAACUCAAACCAGUCGGGACAAUGAAUCCAAGGUGAAUCCGCAUUCGCAUCCUGUGCUCUUGGCUUCUUGCAAAGUAACCUCGUUUGGCGAUUCACUGAAGCAGAGAUCUAUGAAACGGUGACACAGCUUUCCCC
Molecule: messenger RNA, 1160 nt
Organism: Emericellopsis atlantica
Lineage: Eukaryota; Fungi; Ascomycota; Sordariomycetes; Hypocreales; Bionectriaceae
Exons: 2
Coding region: 116-733 (205 amino acids)
Source: RefSeq, a predicted model, not a curated record